AUGGCGCCCACCGAGGACGACGUCAAGAACUGGAAGGACCAGGAGGGCGAGGCCACGGACAUGGCUCAGGCCUACCGCGAUCUGGCUAGAGGCGAUCAAACCGCCGCCGCCAUCGAGGCUGACCUGGACCGCCUCCACUCCAAGCUCGACGCCCUGCUCGACGCCCUCGACGACAAGCAGCCUGCUGCCGACGCCGCCCCCAAGGACAAGCUCUCCUCGGCGGCCUCCCCCACCACUGCCGUCGCUUCGGCUGCCACCGAGAGCUCUGUUGCCAGCGACGACGACCGCGCCGACGAGGCUGCCGGUGCCGCUCAGAAGGCGUCUGGCUCUGGCGAUGGUGAGAAGCAGACCUAG
Messenger RNA from Hirsutella rhossiliensis, 354 nucleotides. RefSeq lists its product as uncharacterized. Lineage: Eukaryota; Fungi; Ascomycota; Sordariomycetes; Hypocreales; Ophiocordycipitaceae. The record is from RefSeq and is a predicted model, not a curated record. Bases 1 to 354 code for a protein of 117 amino acids. The transcript has 3 exons.